Molecule: messenger RNA, 3213 nt
Organism: Owenia fusiformis
Lineage: Eukaryota; Metazoa; Annelida; Polychaeta; Sabellida; Oweniidae
Source: the annotation of a GenBank genome assembly
AUGAAAUUUUUCAGUUGGAGAGGUGCUAUGCUUAUGGACAUAUUGCUGUUAAUGAUCAGGAACUUUGCAGUUGUUUGUGCCGACAGAUGCGACAACCCGGACUGUAGCAGUCCCCUGUUGACUACAGUUUAUGGAGUAGAUCUCAGAUAUUGUCCGGAGAUGAUGCUAGGGGAAAACUGUGACGAAAAAGUGCAAUACUUCCUAACAGAAGAUCUACAUACAUGGGACGAUGAUAUAUGUGCCACAUUGGACUAUGACUUGAAAUAUGCAAUAGACAGUCAAGACGAUGAACGAUUUACAGUUAUGAAAGAGUUGGCUGAUUUGGAUCACGCUUGGAUCGGACUUAAGAAAACUGAAGCCAACACUUGGGCAAAUAGCGUGUGGGUCGACGGAACACCAUAUAACACCUCAUGGAGCAGAUGGCCAGAUGUUGAGGAUACGUGGGCCGACUGUCUUGAAUUGGCAUCUGACGGAGACAUAUGGCACACGCAUGAUUGUGGCACUUUCAGGAAAGUCCUUUGCCAGAAAGUGUACGAAUGUGAUCAACCAUUCCCCGAGGAUAUCAAUGCUGUGGUGACUGACCUUGGUGAUACAGUUUCUUAUUAUUACAGUGUGAAAUACACGUGUAACACUGGCUUCUACAUUGACGCUGGUGGUACUUCAGUAGAUGAAGUUGUACAAUGUAGACAUAAUGUUUGGGACGUUCAUACCCCGUGUGAAAGCCUCACGUGUAGCGAUCCUCCAAUUGAUAGCUUUGCAUAUAUAUCCCUUAGCUCCGAGACAUUGAAUUUAAGUUCAACUGUAACAUACACGUGUCACACAGGGUAUUCAAUUGGGGGAGGACUAAAUGUGAACAUGUCUGAAACUAUGACGUGUCUAGAUGGAGGUGUAUGGGAUGUCGAUCAUUCGUUUUGUGGGAGAAGGUCCUGUGGUCCCCCGUUAUCUUACACUGGAUCUAACGUAACAUACUCUGGGACAUUAUACGGUGAUGAUGCUGUUUAUCACUGCAACGAAGGUUAUACAACUUACAAUAAUCCUUACACAGUUGAAUGUUUGUCUAAUACAACUUGGGGUUACGCUCCUAUAUGUAAACUGGUAGACUGUGGUCCAGCCCCAAGUUAUCCAAAUGUCCACGUCAUAUCUGUAAAUGGAACACUGUACAAAGAUAUUGUCCUAUAUGCGUGCAAACUUGGAUAUGAGCUGAGUGAACCAGCAGGUGAAACUCUGGACAACAUAACAUGUCAGGCUUCUGGUAUUUGGACUAAUCUUUCAAACACCUGCCAGCCCAAGGAUUGUGGUAACCCUUUUGAUGAUCCUAAUGCUGAAGAAAAAGUCAAUGGUACUCUUUAUAAUGACACUUUAUUAUAUGAUUGUGAUAUUGGAUAUGUGUUAUCAGACAAUGCCAAUAUAGACAGUCGAAUUGUUAGUUGCCUCGGCAACGGAAGUUGGGAGAGUCAUUCGUUAUGCACGCCUGUUGAUUGUGGGAGCCCACAAGUCGACGACAAUGCCAUAGUUACCAUAACUGGCACAUCGUAUGGGGACAUGGUGCAAUAUAAUUGUAGCCCUGGCUAUAGACUUGGAUCAUCAGAUACUGAGGCAACAACUGUCAGUAUUUCACAAUGUUUAUCCAAUGGCUCCUGGAGUUGGCAUAUUGCUUGUUUUAGAGUAUCGUGUGGCCCACAUCAAGUUGGUUACGAUGAUGCUAACAUCAACGUGACAAUAAAUGACGGAGGGGCCAAUGAGAGUACACUGAAUCUGUUUAAUGAGACCAUAUCAUAUUCUUGCAAUGUAGGAUAUGUGAUAAAUGGAACAAACGAAACAAAUGGCUUUUUACGUUGCACCGAGACAGGUGGCUGGAGUGAAUAUAAUGCCUGUGUCAGGCGCUCGUGUGGCCCUCCACCAAUUUAUCCAAAUGCAAUAAUAUCUUUAACAAAUUCAUCCUAUAGAUAUGAAACUAUGGCUUCAUAUCAAUGCAUCGCAGGCUAUUCGAUAAAUGGUACGAUUACUGGAACUAUCACAUGUCAAGCUGACGGAACGUGGGAAUAUAUGUCUUCUUGCUCGAUAAUUUUGUGUAACGAUCCACCCGUGGACACUUAUGCCAAUUUAACUCAGGGUGUAACCAUUCUACACAAGGACGCAAUGGCCGUUUAUGACAAUGUAACUCAGGGUAGGCCAUUUAUGUACAAUGAUACCGUCAUUUACUCAUGCAGACAAGGAUAUUUUCUCAAUGGUCGUAAUGUUUCAAUAUCUUGUGGCGAACGAGGUCAAUGGUUUGUAAACAAUCCUUGCGUCAUAUCCACGCCUAUGUCCAGCUGUUCAUGCGGUAAUCUUGAAGAAGAUCCAAAUGCAACUCCCAUGGAUCCAAAUCUUCAAAACUAUACGUGUGGUAGUGUUGCGAUACUACGAUGUAAAGAUGGUUAUCACAUAGACGGUCGUAAUGAGGGCAGUAUAUACGAGUAUGUCCAAUGUUUACAAAAUGGAACCUGGUCAUCGAGAUCAUAUUGUAUUAGUUCGUCCAGUAACACGUGGAUUCGAGCUAAACGAGUCGUGUUCGAACCGGAAGAGGCAUACAUCCUGAGACUCCUAACCGAAUCAGAUGUAUACCUUAUCUUUGACAGAUAUAAAUACAAUAGCAUAAAGAACAGCACCAGGUCAUCUCGAGCUCAAUCAGCCAGUAGAGUGUAUAAGUUCAGCUCUGACACACCUCUCCCUGCACAGAAUGUUGUUCUGAAUGUGACUGAGAACAAGGUCCAGUUGAUAAAGUGUGUCAUCGACCAUCUCACUCAAAAAGCUAGUGAAGAAUCAUUCUCCAACAUCCUUGUUAUCACAGGUCCUGAUCCAACACCUGUACAAAUUCACAAAGGCAAUAUUGACCAGCGUGAUGACUUAAGGAACACUCAAGAAGAAGCAGAUGUUGUUAUCGUACACCAGGUUCUGCAUGCUGCCAGUAAAGGCCAACAGAAUAUCAGUGUACUCAGUGAUGAUACCGAUGAUUUCCUUCUACUUCUUCAUCACUGUCUCAAGCACAAGUUAAUGGAAAAUAACAUCAUAAUGGAGGGAACAUCAUCUGGCCGAGCAAACAUUAACAUUAAUGCAACCGUAAAUGAACACAAAUUAAAAAUCCCAAACUUGUUACCUGUGCAUGGUCUCUCUAGCAGUGAUAUGACAUCUUGCAUGCAUGGAAUUGGCAAGCUUACAGUCCUGAAGGUGUAA